AGUCAUAAAAAGUGCAGCACACCAGUGGACCUCAGCAUACUUGGCUCUGGACACAGGUAGCAAACAGUGAUCAGAGGAUCUGAGUUAACUCUCCCGGCCUAAAGGGUACAGCAUGUCUGAAAUGCAUGACAAUAUUUUGACAAAGAACCUUUUGAACCUGGCGCUUGAUGAUGCCUUGCUCCCAAGACCGUCUCAGCUCAAAGUCCCAGGACAGGGUCGACUGAACCGAUCCACCUCGUUCUUCGCGCCGCCCUCCCCACCUCUCUCCGCCAAUCUCAGUUUCAGCACUGAGCAUAUCACUGACGAUGACAGCGGCAGCUCACUUUGGUCAUCAAACAUCUGGAGCCAGGCCCCCAGUGUCCAAACGAAAGCAUCCGCUCUGCAAGGACGCUCCAUGAGCCUAACUGAGUCCAGCAUCUCCCUGCUCUCUUCCUUUGGACAAUUCAAGAACCUGGAAGCUUUCCCUUCAGGACCGGUCACAACUGUGGCUCCUCCACCAGGCUUCCCUCCCGCAUCCAACCUGCCCGCCCAGGUGCCACCCAUGCUGUCCUCCAACCGUUACAAGACUGAGCUCUGCCGUGGCUUCCAGGAGACAGGCAGCUGUAAAUAUGGCAACAAGUGCCAAUUUGCCCACGGUGAAGCGGAGCUGCGUGGAAUGUACCGCCACCCAAAGUACAAGACAGAGCACUGCAGAACCUUCUACAACUUUGGCUACUGCCCAUAUGGAUCUCGCUGCCACUUUAUCCACGAGGAAAAAAUCAGUGGAGGCCAACUAUCAUCUGGCAAAUUCCAGACUACACGCCAACCAACUCCCAACACAACCAAUGGUCAGAAUCCACGCCACCAACUCCGCCAGAGUGUGAGCUUUGCAGGGUUCCUGGGCUCGUCACGGACCUCCCCGCCGCCUUCAUUCCCUACGUCCUUUACUGAUUCAAACCUGGGCUUCAGCAGGGCUGCCUCAGUGUCUCCACCUCCACCAGAUCUCAUGUCCCCAGUGUUUGGUGACUCCCUCACGCGGGAAGUACCAACAUUCCACUUUGGCAACCAUCAAACCCGCGCCAGCUCUGGUGACAUCCACAACAUUCCUCUCAUAGUGGAGCCAAAAGCCUCACGCUGCAUGUGUGGCCACGGGAACGACUUCUCUGUUUUGCACAGCAACAGCGGCAGAGGCUUUACCAAGGCGACAGAUGGAAACCAGCAGGACAGCAAUGCUUUAUUUGUAGCUUCCAACCUCGGUGGAUCGACGAAGCACGCUAGUCUGCAGCGUUUCUCCUCUGAGGACUCCCUAGAAGACAGCUACAGCAGCAGCAGCGGAGGUUCCAGCGGGUCUGAGUCUCCGAUCUUUGAUGCCUCAGCCACCAAGAGGCUCACUGUCUUUGAACGCCUGUCCUUGUCCGACUAAGGGAAAUAACAGAAGAAAACUGUGUCUAGUCUUUCUUCGGAACCAGAACUGAUCAGGACAAGUCAACUUUUGAUGACAUAUUAACACUUAAUGUUCUUAAUUCAUGUUUGUCCGAUCUGAACUUCUCUUGGACAAAUUGUCAUGAUCAGUGUAGCAAAUGAGACCUUCUUCUUUGGUCUUCUGUAGAUUUUGACCAUACCAGCAAUUUGGCUGGUUUGCAAAUUUACACUUGUAGUGAUCAAAAUGGCUCAUCGGUUGAGACAACCAAUGGUAUCGUGCCUUAAAUAUUCUCCCUGCCUAACAAGCCAGUGCUCCGCAGUGCCAAGAACAGUAUGUUUGAUUCCGUGGCCUUCAUGAGAAAGACCUCACGUGUUUAAUUGAUGCCAUUUUAUCUGUGACAUGCACUUUACAGCAAAUUUAAGAGGGAGAAUAUCGUCUCCUGGUAGCAUUCAACCAAAGCUUCACUCUUCACUCUACUUUGUGCGUGUGUGUACGUGUGUGGGCCUGUGAGAUUGUGUGCGUGUAACCAUCGCUUAUUUCUGAGACCAGGGGUGCAAGCGGAUGCAAGAUCAAAGUGUGCAACAGAAAAUUAUAUGUCAAAUGUAAAUACAUGACCCACUUUACCAUUUUGUAAUAUUUGAUGGUUUCUUCAUGUCACCCUCCUGUACACCCCCUUUUAAGGUCCCCCGUUUGAUUGACAGCCUGGUUCAGGGACUUGAACACAGUAUUCUUUUGGUUAUUGGUUGCCUCGCAUUGUUUAACUUAAAGUAAUAUAUUUAUUAUGAUAUUUAUUGCUGUUUACAUAAAAAGAUGUAUUUUGUACUUUAUUUAUGAAGAAUUAUUCCAAGGUCUGUGAAUUACCAAUGUGAUAAAAGGGAGUUAAAAAAAAAAAAGAAUCUUAUAUUUUUAAUCGUCCAAAAGUGUCUAAAUAAAUUUCUGAAUAA
Molecule: messenger RNA, 2346 nt
Organism: Syngnathus acus (greater pipefish)
Lineage: Eukaryota; Metazoa; Chordata; Actinopteri; Syngnathiformes; Syngnathidae
Exons: 2
Coding region: 113-1402 (429 amino acids)
Molecular function (GO): mRNA binding; metal ion binding
Source: RefSeq, a predicted model, not a curated record